AUGCUCCUUCACCGUCUCAAUCAACUGCGAGAGGUAACGCUAUCACUGAGCAACAAAACCCUCGCAGACAUACCAGGAUUCCUAGGGUAUGGCCUUGGUGGCGUCUGCCAAAGAGCUGAGCACGCACAACAGCCCGGCGACAUUCUCCCGAAUUUGAAAUCAGUUGCCCUCAAACUCAAGCUCAGUUUCGGGGUCGGAAGCGGAGUUUGGUUCAGUAACUCCAUGUUACUCUGUCUCGCAAGCUUGUCAACAAGCCUUACCGAAAUUCAGGUUGUGGACGGCCACUUCUACGAUCUGAAUAAUGACGUCUACGGUUUGGGUGCAACUUUCCUGAAUCUAAACAAUCUCAUUCUCCGGAACGUCAGCAUCACAAGCAAGUGUCUUGGGGAGUUCCUCAGUUCUUUCCCCAACCUUUCGAGCUUCACACUACAGUCGAGCAUCAUUAGCCAUCCCUUGGGGCUUGCUCGGGUUGAAACGCCGCGUGGCGUUGUUCAUGGAUUGAAACGCCAUUACGAGGGCCUUCGGAAACUCUGCCUUGAGCUCGAUCCGAUGGCAGAUGAAGCGUGUCCGAAUGAUGAAUGUAUCACCACGUUGAAGGAUUUCGUCAAUUUGGAAGACCUGCAGAUCGACGCAUGGAGUAUUGACCACGAUGCCGAUGACAUCGACGACUCUGGGUCGGACAACGGCAAUGAGUUCGGCGGCGACGAUGGCCAACAGACCGCCAAAGUCCCGGCUCUACGGGCUUUGCCCGCUUCCCUGAAGCGGUUGUGCAUCAAGGGAGCAGACUCGGGCACCAUCGAACAGAGCAUAAAUUGGUUGAUGAUGAAUCUCAAAGACAGCCUGCCUAACCUAGAGGAGCUAGAGAUUUCUGGAGCCAUCAGUGUAACCUCGCAGGCCAGCGCAGCCAUGGAGAAACUUGGGAUCAAGUUUAGAUACUGCUGGGUAGACACGGUAGACACUGGAUGGUGA
Messenger RNA from Colletotrichum karsti, 969 nucleotides. RefSeq lists its product as uncharacterized. The record is from RefSeq and is a predicted model, not a curated record. The coding region runs from base 1 to 969 and encodes 322 amino acids. The transcript has a single exon. NCBI's taxonomy places the organism in Eukaryota, Fungi, Ascomycota, Sordariomycetes, Glomerellales, Glomerellaceae.